GGAGAGAGGCAGCGAGCCGCGCGCUCCGCCCCCUCCCCCCGGGCCGCCGCCGCCGCCGCCUCGCCGCCCCAGCCUGGCGGGAGAAGGAGGAGGAGCAGCAGGCCUCCGGGCCCGGCGCCGCCGCCCGCAGGACAUUUCUGAUUUAUUUGCAUCCUUGAAGAGCAUCUGUAGAAGAGGAAGUAAAAGAUGGGUGUGAAAACAUUUACUCAUAGCUCCUCUUCCCACAGCCAGGAAAUGCUUGGAAAGCUAAAUAUGCUGCGAAAUGAUGGACAUUUUUGUGAUAUCACUAUUCGUGUCCAGGACAAAAUCUUCCGGGCACAUAAGGUGGUACUAGCAGCUUGCAGUGAUUUCUUUCGCACCAAACUUGUAGGCCAAGCCGAGGAUGAGAACAAGAAUGUGUUGGAUCUGCAUCAUGUUACAGUGACUGGCUUUAUACCUCUUUUAGAAUAUGCUUACACAGCCACUCUAUCAAUUAACACAGAAAAUAUUAUUGAUGUUCUAGCAGCAGCCAGCUAUAUGCAAAUGUUCAGUGUUGCCAGCACCUGCUCAGAGUUCAUGAAAUCAAGCAUUUUAUGGAAUACACCCAACAGCCAACCUGAAAAGGGUCUAGAUGCUGGACAAGAAAAUAAUUCUAACUGCAAUUUUACUUCUCGAGAUGGGAGCAUUUCUCCCGUGUCCUCAGAGUGCAGUGUGGUAGAAAGAACGAUUCCUGUCUGCCGAGAAUCCCGAAGAAAGCGCAAAAGCUACAUUGUUAUGUCUCCUGAAAGUCCUGUAAAGUGUGGCACACAAACAAGCUCACCCCAGGUAUUGAAUUCUUCAGCUUCCUACUCAGAAAAUAGAAACCAACCAGUUGACUCUUCCUUAGCUUUUCCUUGGACUUUUCCUUUUGGAAUUGAUCGAAGGAUUCAGCCUGAGAAAGUUAAGCAAGCAGAAAAUACCCGGACUUUAGAAUUACCUGGCCCAUCUGAGACCGGUAGAAGAAUGGCUGAUUAUGUGACUUGUGAGAGCACAAAAACUACCUUGCCUUUAGGUACCGAAGAAGAUGUCCGGGUCAAAGUAGAAAGAUUAAGUGAUGAGGAGGUCCACGAGGAAGUGUCCCAGCCUGUCAGUGCAUCUCAGAGUUCACUGAGUGAUCAGCAGACAGUUCCAGGAAGUGAACAAGUCCAAGAGGACCUUCUGAUUAGUCCACAGUCUUCCUCUAUAGGCUCAGUAGAUGAAGGCGUUUCUGAGGGGUUGCCUACACUUCAAAGCACGUCUAGCACUAAUGCUCCUCCGGAUGAUGAUGAUCGAUUGGAAAAUGUUCAGUAUCCCUACCAACUCUACAUUGCUCCUUCCACCAGCAGUACAGAGCGACCAAGUCCAAAUGGUCCCGACAGACCUUUUCAGUGUCCAACCUGCGGGGUGCGAUUCACCCGUAUUCAGAACCUAAAGCAGCACAUGCUCAUCCACUCAGGAAUUAAACCAUUUCAGUGUGACCGCUGUGGGAAAAAGUUCACCAGGGCUUACUCGCUAAAGAUGCAUCGCCUAAAGCAUGAAGGUAAACGCUGUUUCCGGUGCCAGAUAUGUAGUGCCACUUUCACUUCCUUCGGGGAAUAUAAACACCACAUGAGGGUUUCCCGGCACAUUAUCCGCAAGCCUCGGAUUUACGAGUGCAAAACAUGUGGCGCCAUGUUCACCAACUCUGGAAAUUUAAUCGUGCACCUGAGGAGUCUGAACCAUGAAGCAUCAGAGCUAGCAAACUACUUCCAGAGCAGUGAUUUCCUAGUACCGGACUACUUAAACCAGGAACAAGAAGAGACCCUUGUUCAAUAUGAUCUUGGAGAACACGGUUUUGAAAGCAACUCCUCUGUUCAAAUGCCUGUCAUUUCACAGUACCACUCCAAAGGCAAGGAACCACGAUUGACAACAGUCAAGCUGUGGAUGAAAUGACCAGGAACGGAGAAUGAAUUCCAAGAGGUUGUUUUUGAAAGAGCAAGAGGAAAGAAAAAAGAAAAGAAGGAAAGAAGAAUAAAGAAGAGAAACGUGUAAGAAUGGUUUGCAGAUUGAUUGGUUAAAAGUGUUUUUAGCACAUCCCCAACCCUGAAAACUUCGCAUUCAGAGCCAAGCACAAUGUUGGUAGCUCUAAGAUAUUCUGACUGUGUUCUCAGAAUGAGGGAUUACCCAUCACUGGGUAUUCCUUCCCAAGUAGAAACUUUAGAUUUUCACUGGUAAUACACAUUGCCAAGUUUUAUGGGAAAUCUGAAUAUACUGUGAAAAUGCAUAUCUGGUUAGUUGUCUGCUGCCCAGAUCUUAUCAAUACCAGUAACUAACCAGUAUUUAACAUAAAAUGAUACAAAUAAAGGCCUUUUUCUAUUUCAGUGAGGGUACAUUUUUCUUGAUAUAUGUACUUUAAGGAUAUUGGAUCUGUUUAUGGAUCUGUUUUAGGAAACAGAUUUGCAAGGGAUAAUUGUAUAUAUAGUAGUAUUUAGAUUUAUUUCAGAUUCAUCUUAGGGAUGCCUAGAUGCAUAAUUUUUACCAGGACAUAUUGAAAAUAUUGCAAAGAGAUAGCCAGUUAUAUUAUCCCAUUCAUUAGAAAUUACCAGUGUAACUAAACAUAAAUAUUCCAGUUUAGAGUGCUUAAACGUAGCUAUCUUUCUUAAGGCCAGGAGGGUAACUUUGUGGUAUCUAAAGGGCUUAAAUUUCAGAAUGCAGAAUAAAUUGCCUUUUUAAAACCAAGCAUUUUGUACAAGCUUUUAUUUUCAGUUUUUUAACUACCAAAUAGGUGUGAUGUACUUUAGAAGUAAACAAAGAUGUUCACCCAUGAUAAUGGAUGUUAAAGCUCCUGCAGUUGUUCUUUUCAUGUUUAAAGGGUAUAUUCUAAUAGUGGAAGCAUCAAGCAUGUCAGUGAUUUCAUCUUAUUUAGAAAUAAAGAGAUUAAUAUUGGUCUUUAUUUUUUGGCAUUUUAAGUUUUAUAUAAAUGGAUGCAGAUGGAGAUUAUCACCCACAAAUAUAUUUAAAUGGAUUUUUCUUAAUUUGAAUUUCAAGUAAUCUUUUUAUUUCAAGUAAUUAGUUACGCAUUUAGUUACAUUGCCAGUUUUUUAAAUCAAUUUCAGUAAGACAAAAUAUACUAAAAUGUUUAAAUAGCCUCAUUCAAUCUUACAUUUUGACAUUUCAGCAAUCAUUCUGGCUUACAGUAAUUAGAUCCCCUGUUAUGACACAUGCCCUUUGGUCUUAAUAACUAGCCAAAAAAAAAAAACUUUCAUCUUGUUAAAAUACUUUGCCAAAUGAAAUAGACUAGUCAACACAUCUGAUGUCCAUAAUUAUUGGUAACUCAGUUACCUUCUAACUAAUAGGCUGGUUCAGGAGACUCUCCCAGUUUAUAAAUGGUUCUCUUGGGAGCCUUUGGAAGCUGUAUUAAAUCUUUCAGUCUUUUAUUUCUAAUUUUUUCUCUUAAUCUAAAUAGAGGACAGUUAUCUAUUUUAUCAGCUUUUAUUCUUGAAGAUUCUCAGAUUAUGUUUUAGUCCCUUUUAGCUUUAAUAGUCCUUGAAAAAUACAUUACUGUAUAAUGUAGUGGCAAUUCUGUAACAGAGAAUUAUUCUUAUUACUUGAAUGAAUAAUCCUAAAAUUUUAAUAUUUUAGCUGAAAGAAGUUUGAGAUUUGUGGAAUGAACAAAAGAAUUAGAAACUUUCAUAUGUUACUUUGUUUCACUCAUCUGCAAAGUAUGAAGCUGUAAUUCUGAAAUACACAUCCAAGUGAAUGAGAAUUAAAAAUUUUCUAAAAAUACUAACUGGGAAAAAAAAACUAGUGUGAAGUUUACAGUUAGAAGAAACAGACCCAAAGUUGCCAAAAGGUAAUAAAUAAAUGUAGUUUUCACUGUAAGUUAUUGACGUAAGAUGCUUUAUUUGUAAUAUAUUUAGAUUUUGAAAGUUAUUGAGAGAUGAAUGUAUAAAAGCUAAAUUUUCUUUUCUGAAGCAGUGAAACAAAAUUGGGGUAACAAGGAAGCUCUGUUGUGGCAAACAUGUCUAUGAGGAAUAUUAAAACUAAGCAUACUCCCACAGGCUUUAAACUCAAAUCAUGAACAUUUAAAUUAAGUUGUUCCUUAUUUUGCCUAUACCCAUUUUUAUCUUUCAUUGUCGUUUUUGCUUGACAGUAUGGUGACAGAGUAUUUUUAUUUGGAAAGUCCUCAACAAGAUGAAUUAGCCAAAAGCAAUAAUGGUUCAGAUUAAACAAUAAAGUGGAAUUGAUUCAAUCCCAGGCUCAACUAAGAACAGUCGCUCUCUGGAUGUUUCAUUUUAGACGAUAGAUAAGUUGAGAUGUUGUAAUAUUUAUGGGGGGUUAAGCCUGUGUCAGUUAUGGGAUGAAGACUUGUAGUACCAGUACCAUCAGUAGUCAUACUUUUUUUUAACUUUUUACUAAACUAAUACAGUUAGACAUUUCCACUCUAUCGUGAUUAUAUUUUUAUGAUGGGAAAAUAAAAACACUUCCAUGUUUUUAUAAAUAGUCUCUGCAAAGAUUUCAGAUGUUAUUGGUAUCUCGGUUUGGCAGUAUCCGAAAAAUUGAGAUUGUCUUUAAAAUGUUUGUGUUACUUUUACUUAAGUAAACCCCCACUGUGUAAGACCCAGGCCGGUUUCAACUAAUACCAAGGUUUCUGUGUGCAUAAUAGUUUACAAAGAACUUAAGAGUAAGGACUGCGGAUUAAAAACAAAACUUUUUUAACUUUAAAAUUUUUACUUUUUGUUCAAAGUACCUGGUUUAUAAAGUCAAAUUCUUUUAUUAUUUCCUUUCUCGUUUAAAUUGACUGAUGUUGCUGAUGAAGCUUAAAGUCCCAGGCACAGUUGUGGUGAUAUACUGAUAAAAUUGGUGCCUAGUGGUGGGAGGAGCCCCAGUGUCAGGACUUUUAUUAAAAUGCCUUUGUUUUCCCAAAUGCCAAUCUAGCCACAUUUAGAUUUCAUUAUUCAAUAAAACAGAUGAAAAAUCAUCCCAUAAAUGAAUGUUGAGGUUACCAAAGUACAUCACCUGCUGAGGAAGGAUAAAUCUUCCUGCUUUAAGGGAGCCCCGUCAUCUCUCCUCUUAAUGCACGUUUCCCUUGGUAUUAGUGGAAGCUGUGUUCAAGAUGGGAAGCCUUUCCUGCAGUUCUUAGAAACACCUGCUUUCUAAGGAGAGCCUUUUCUAGGAUUAGCUUAUGUGUGUUUUCUCUAGGAGAUUUUUUAUUUCAGUUACCAAUUUAAUUUUCAAGUUGACAGAUGCUGUGUAAAGUCUCUCAUAAUGAGAGUAGUCCAUUAAAUUGUUGAAAGUUGCACUGCUUUUCAUCUUUCAGGUACCUGAAAUGAAUGACAUCAGGUAUUUGGAAGGAGUAAGAUCAUAAACUGUAUUCAUUUUCUUCCUUGUACAAAGUGAUGACUUCUACUGCUUAUAUCUCAAGGUAUUUUUUAAAAAAGCAACGGUCCCUAAUAGAGUAAAAUUUGGUUUUGGUCCAAGUUCCCAAUAAUGUAUUUAAUGUUUCUGUUGUUUACUGGUGCCUCCCGUUGCAUCAGGUAGAGAUUGCCUGCCUCUUUGUAGGGCAGCCUUGUGGCACCUUAUGUCCAACUUGGAGGAUAGUAUAUGGCUUCUUUGUGCCUCUACUAUCUUUUCAAAAGCCAUUUUAUAAAAAUCCUAGGUAGCCUAUUUUAAUAUUUAAAUAUAUAUAUUUGUGAAAGAACUUUUAGAACAGACUUUUUCUUUUUACUUUAAAAUUCCUGUAUUUCCAUUUUUAAGAGUAAAUUUAAUCUCCAGGAUUUAGAAGUGUCUUUCCAGAGAAGCAUAAUGAGAAAGUCAGAUUGAGGUAAUAGACCAGAAUUAAGUGAUAGAAGAAACUGUUGUUUGGUUAAAGGACACAGAUUUGAAGGAAAAAAAUUUUGAUGCAACAAUUUUUUAAAUAAAAUUUUGUUUUUCUGUAAUGUCAUAUUUGCUGCUACAGUAGCUCAAUAUUUUACAGGGCUAACAUAAAGCUGGCUCCAUUUAAAAACUGGAGUACUUCCUAGUGCAGCCAGCCUAGGUGGAAACUGUACACCAUGGUCUUCCAGAUGGGUGACUGAUGGCUUUGGGUAGCUGAUGCAUGCUUUAAUAUUUGCCUAUAGCCCGGCAGCAAGGAAGUCGGGGCGGGGGGACUUUUUUACCCUGCCAGUUAUAGCAUUGUGAUUCUUUCUGGGCACUGGCAUUUUGUGAAACUCUCAAGGGAAGGUGAUGCAGGGGAGAAAAUGUGAAUUAAAUUACAUAGAUGGGUGUUUUUAUGUCUUCUACCCCUUUCCUAGAAUUAGUACAACUCUUAACUGUGCCAGUCCCCAGUUCACCAGCUUUGUAUCCAGUCGUCAUCUCAUUCAAGUAUGGCUUUACUUGGUGACACUGGCCAUAGCUAAGUUACUUGGCAUGUUUGACUUUUGACAAUAACAAAAAUGGUUUUGGAUUUUAUUUCCAAAAAAUGUAUACAAUAUCAGAACUUCACAUUUUAUAUACUAGUAUCUGGCUAUUAGUAUUUUACAGGAACCAUAGUUCUUGGUGACUACAUAUAUAUAUAUAUAUAUUUUUGUGACCUUUUUUGUAAACUAAGUGCCGUUUCAACGUUACAAUCAUUUUUAGAGUUAUUGUAAUCAAUGUGAAUAUCAUGUUUUUUCAAAUCUGUUCUGAGCCUAUAGUGUUUGCUUUGUGAACAUAAGUGUAUUGUAUAUAUUCUGUAUAGUUAUAUUGUACUGAAAUUAGCUUGUUUGAUAUAAGGAAAAUAUGUAUUGAGUACCUUUUUGCUAGCCUGAUUGUUUAAUCUUUUUAAAAAAGGUUUAAACUUUUUUUAAAAAAAAAAAUCUUUAAACUGGCCUUUAUUACAUGGUCACACAUAAAGUUGCAGUUAGGAAAGGGAUGGGCAGGGAAAAACUAGUUUUGAGUGUCUUUAGAUAGAAACAUGAGACUAAGGUUUGAUUUUGUUUCCGUUUUCUCAUUAAAAUAUCUUAUGCUUUAUGGAAUAAAA
Messenger RNA from Pan troglodytes (chimpanzee), 6976 nucleotides. RefSeq names its product zinc finger and BTB domain containing 44 (gene ZBTB44). The coding region runs from base 187 to 1929 and encodes 580 amino acids. NCBI's taxonomy places the organism in Eukaryota, Metazoa, Chordata, Mammalia, Primates, Hominidae. The record is from RefSeq and is a predicted model, not a curated record. The transcript is spliced from 8 exons. Gene Ontology annotation, molecular function: DNA-binding transcription factor activity, RNA polymerase II-specific; protein binding; RNA polymerase II cis-regulatory region sequence-specific DNA binding. Gene Ontology annotation, biological process: regulation of transcription by RNA polymerase II.